Molecule: messenger RNA, 1080 nt
Organism: Trypanosoma rangeli
Lineage: Eukaryota; Euglenozoa; Kinetoplastea; Trypanosomatida; Trypanosomatidae
Product: glycosomal glyceraldehyde-3-phosphate dehydrogenase
Exons: 1
Coding region: 1-1080 (359 amino acids)
Biological process (GO): glucose metabolic process
Molecular function (GO): oxidoreductase activity, acting on the aldehyde or oxo group of donors, NAD or NADP as acceptor; NADP binding; NAD binding
Source: RefSeq, a predicted model, not a curated record
AUGCCCAUCAAGGUUGGUAUUAAUGGCUUCGGCCGCAUUGGCCGCAUGGUCUUUCAGGCCAUGUGCGAGGCAGACCUUCUCGGAACGGAGAUUGAGGUCGUUGCGGUGGUUGAUAUGAGCACAGAUGCAGAGUACUUUGCAUACCAGAUGCGCUACGACUCUGUGCACGGCAGGCUCAAGCACAAGGUGACGACGGCGAAGAGCAGUCCCUCUGUGGCUAAGGAUGACGUGCUGGUGGUGAAUGGGCACCGUAUUCUGUGCGUGAGGGCGCAGCGCAACCCGGCGGACCUCCCGUGGGGCAAGCUCGGUGUUGAGUACGUAAUUGAGUCAACGGGUCUGUUUACUUCCAAGGCGGCGGCGGAGGGCCACCUGCGGGGAGGCGCACGAAAGGUCAUCAUCAGUGCCCCCGCUUCCGGUGGCGCCAAGACGCUUGUGAUGGGUGUGAACCAGGACGAGUACAACCCCCGUGAGCACCACGUGGUGUCGAACGCAUCGUGUACAACCAACUGCCUUGCGCCUAUUGUGCAUGUUCUGGUGAAGGAGGGCUUUGGCGUGGAGGCCGGGCUCAUGACAACGAUCCACUCGUACACAGCAACGCAGAAGACGGUGGAUGGCGUGUCACACAAGGACUGGCGUGGCGGUCGCGCGGCCGCGAUUAACGUUAUUCCGAGCACGACUGGUGCGGCCAAGGCGGUGGGCAUGGUGAUUCCGAGCAUGCAGGGCAAGCUGACGGGCAUGGCCUUCCGUGUCCCGACCGCAGACGUUUCAGUGGUGGACCUCACCUUCACAGCGAAGCGCGACACCAGCAUCAAGGAGAUCGACGCCGCCCUGAAGCGCGCAUCGAAGACGUACAUGAAGGGCAUCCUUGGCUACACAAACGAGGAGCUUGUGAGCACAGACUUUAUCAACGACGACCGCAGUUCCAUCUACGACUCCCUGGCGACGCUGCAGAAUAAUCUGCCUAACGAGCGUCGCUUCUUCAAGGUUGUGUCGUGGUAUGACAACGAGUGGGGAUACUCCCACCGCGUGGUGGAUCUUGUUCGCCACAUCGCAUCGAAGGACCGCGCGGCAAGGUUGUAG